GACGCCGUGAAACGCGUGCGACUGCCGCCGCAUCAGAUUUAAAAAAUUGGCAUUUCUCGAAAAAUAGUGGUUUGAUUACCAACAGCCUGCAUAAGGUUGCAAAAAAAAAAAAAAUGAGCAGCAAUGAUGGUGUGACGGAAGAUGAUGACUUUGUUGACUACACUUACCAUUCUGAAUUAGAUGAUUUGGAAACCCCUCCCAGGUAUCGACCAGAAAGUGUACAAUACUUUUGUCGAACAACAGGUUUCUCAGAAUCAGAAAUAAAAAAAAUUUACCGAAAUUUUAAAACGGAAUGUCCAACAGGUCUCAUAAAAGAAGACACAUUUCGUGGUAUUUACUCCCAAUUUUUCCCACAAGGAGCAAAUACUAGUCAAUACGCUCACUAUGUUUUCCAAUCGCUUGACCACGAGAGAAAUGGUAUUCUAAAUUUUGAGGAUAUGGUGCAAGGCCUUUGGACAUUAUCUCGAGGAACAGUCGACGAUAAACUCAGAUGGGCAUUUACACUGUAUGAUUUAGAUGGUGAUGGGCAUAUAUGUCGAGAUGAGAUGACACGUGUGGUAACUGCUGUUUAUGAACUAAUGGGUAAAUUUGCCGAGCCGUGGCUAAAAGACGGCACGGCGGUAGCUGCUCACGUGGAUUUGGUAUUCCAGAAAAUGGAUCUUAAUUGUGAUGGACUGGUGUCUUUCGAGGAGUUCAUGGAGAGUUGCAAAGGUGAUGAGAACAUAACUCGUGCAAUGGUUUCAAUGUAAUCAUAAUGACCUUUAACGCUAACAUUUUUAAAUAUUGAAUAGAUAAACGAUAGUCAGAUGCUGUCUUUUAGUUUGACUGGUUGAUAAUGAUAUAUUUCACCAGUUUUAAAAUUGACGUGAAAAGUCAUAAUUUCAAUAAUUUAUACAACAAAAGUAUAAAGUUAUACCAAGGCUUAAGUACAAAAUAGAUUUACUAAGCCAUAAUUUCUUUAUAUUUUAUAUACAUACAGUACUUAACAUACGUUAUAAUGUAUGUUGAACAUUGUACAUAUUAAUAUGAGGUGUUAAUAUGAAAUUUUGAUAUACAUACAUUUAUUAUUUUGUCAAAUUUUUAGUGAACUUAAUCUUUUAAUAUUAAAAAGGCAAAACAAAUUUUAUGCCACCAAUAUUCUGACGAACUUUCCUCUUUUAAAAUGGUGAGUGCUUUAUAAUUUAAUGAUUAAAUAUAUUGAAAAGUUGUGUUACGGUACAUAGUUGUAAUCUAUGUACAAAAUAUAAUCAUGAUAAUAAUGAUGAUGUGAUUUUAUAUAAAUUUAUAAAAAUAGGUGUGAUUUUUACACAGAAUAAGCAUUGAGUUUGCAUUGUUUACCUGAUAAUAAUAUAAACAGCAAUGAUUAUUACAUGUUCAUAUAUUUAUCAAUACAUUUCAAGUAUAUCAUUUGUUAUCAAUUAUCGUUAAUCCGGCGAACAGGGUACGAGAAAUAAUAAUUAAAAAUAUUAAAUAAUAAUUGACGGUAUUUGAAUUAGAUUUGUUUUUUGUCUGUUUUAUUUUUAUUGUAAAAUAAAAAAAUAUUCCAUUAUAACUAAUUGUAUUAAUUAUUGAGAAUUACAUUUCAAAUGAAUUAUUUUUUCAAAUAAUAAUAAUAAUAAAUUGUUAAUCACCUAGUCUGUUCGUUGUACCAGGGUUUUCUAUAGGGAUGGAGAAUUUCAGUAAAUUAACCAUUUAAUUAAUAGUAUAUUAAUUAAUUUGUUAAAUGAUUUUUUUACUAAAAUUCACCACUCUUAAUUUUAUAUAUAUCAUUUUUUUCAAUCGAAUUUGUGUUGCUCAAAUUACUAUAUUGGAAUUAAAACCAAAAUCAUCAUUUUAUUUAUCAGUUAUCUCAGCCAAUUUUGAAAAAAUGAUUUUUUGAAAAUAUUCAACUUAUAUCAAGUUAUCACGUUAUAAUUUAUUGAAAAAUAUUAAAAUAACUAAACUAUAGAUUAAUUUAAAAUGUUUUGAUUAAAAUACAUUUUUAAAAAACGCUUUACUUACAUUUCUUUUACAUCAAAUCAUACAUUUAAAUUUAGUUGAAAAGAUUAUCAGUUUGUAAUUUACUGUUGUAAUGAUAAUAUGAAGUUUAUCUAAAUGAGUAUGCAUAAGUUAAGUGCAAAUUUAAUUUGGGUUAGUGUAUAUUAUUACAAAAUUAAAAACUAAAAAUUGGUACAACGACUGUUUUAAAAAUUAAAAAAAAUGGAGUUUAUUUUAAAAAUUUUAAAUUUAAUUACAAAUUGACUAAAGUAAAUGAGUAAUUUUAAACAUGAAACAAAUUUUCUUAAAAUUAAGUACAGUCACGAGGCUUUAAUCAAACAAGAAAUAUAGUACCAUUAAAAUUUUUAAACUCUAAGGUGAUUAUACAAUUGUAUUUAUUUUUAAAUACAAUUAAAAAU
Messenger RNA from Daktulosphaira vitifoliae (grape phylloxera), 2396 nucleotides. RefSeq names its product Kv channel-interacting protein 4-like. Gene Ontology annotation, molecular function: calcium ion binding. Lineage: Eukaryota; Metazoa; Arthropoda; Insecta; Hemiptera; Phylloxeridae. The coding region runs from base 114 to 749 and encodes 211 amino acids. The transcript is spliced from 6 exons. The record is from RefSeq and is a predicted model, not a curated record.